AUGCUUCGAAUACUCGAUGAUGCUAUGAAAGAUGUGGAGGAUAUUCUGGAACGGAGCGUAAGUCCAAGUCCCCCAGAGUCGAUAAGACUCACUGAGAAGAAGAAGAGAAUACUGGACAGAAAGAAUCCCGUAUCUGCUCCACAUCACCCAACUUACCUCACGAUGAUCAAGGGAGCAGUGCUGGCCUUGAACGAAAGUAAGGGAGCCAGCAAGCCAGCCAUUCUGAAGUAUCUGGCUCAGCACUACCCACUGGGAGAGAAUUUAACAAAGAUCAAUUCGCAUCUAAAAACCGCGCUCAAAAAAGGUACUAAAGGCGGUGACAUCGAGCAGACCAAUUAA
Messenger RNA from Cylicostephanus goldi, 339 nucleotides. NCBI's taxonomy places the organism in Eukaryota, Metazoa, Nematoda, Chromadorea, Rhabditida, Strongylidae. The record is from the annotation of a GenBank genome assembly.